UGGCUGCGCUGAGGGAGUGGAAGAGCGUUAACAGUGUGCCUUUGAAGAAGGCAGAGUGUAAUAUGACAGAUGAGGCUGCUCCGCACGCGACGUUCACCGUUUGCACAGAUGAAAACACUUCUCGAUAUACAAGAGUUAUUUCAUCAUUAGACGGGGAAGGAUAUUCCUGUGGACUGCUUUUAUUUCCAGCUGUGCUCAUUGAAUGAUUUGAUACCCUGCUUGGAUCUAUACUAAACCCAUGCUGACAUACACGCUUUAUUCUCUGCAUUCUUCACGACCGUUGUCUAGGCUUAGGGUGACUGUGUCAGUCCUAAUCCCUGCUGAUUUGUUUACCUAUCCAGGACGUCUACUUUUAAGUCAAGCCUGACAAGAAUAUAGAUCCAGCUCACAGCCAGCGCAUAAUAAAUUAACCCCUCUGCCUGUAUUUGUAUGUGCCAAAACCUAUCCCCUGGAUUAAAUUCUUGACAGUCUGUUUUGAUGCAACACAUUUGUCUCGCUUCCAUAGUCAGAGCCAGACGUGCACUGACGGCCUCAUCAGCACCGAGUGGUUGACCGAGAAGUGCAUUGGCGAUUCAAAUCGGCAAGAAUAGCGUUAUUAAAGUAACCGAAGAGCCACGUUUUAAGGACGAUGGACACCUUGUCCCAGAACUCCAGGCUUGAGUGCCAAAUCUGUUUCAACUACUUCAGCCAACGGCGCCGUCCCAAACUCCUGCACUGCCAGCAUACCUGCUGCUCCGUGUGUCUGAGCCAGAUGUGGCUCAGUCAGAGAGAGCUUCGCUGUCCUUGGUGUCGUAGUGUGACGCAGAUCCCUGGCGGACUUUCGGUCUCCCAUCUUGCAGACGACCCGGACGUACUUUCCAUUAUCAGUCCGUCUCACUCCUCUGAGCACACUCCCAUCUUUAUACACUUACCCAACAGCGGCUGCUACCUGCUGCCCAUCCCUCUGGACACAGAUGAGGCGUUGCUUCCCGGACAACCAGCGUGCCGAUUUGGCCCUAAAAGCGUUGGGGUGUUAAACGUCUCUGAUGGCGGGAACCUCGUGCUGGGGGAUGACACAGGUGAGGAGGGGAUGGAGGAGGAGGAGGAGGUGGCGGUUAAGACCAAAGCAUGGACGGGGGUUUGCACUGUGCUACUGGUGGCACUCAUUUUGAUUUUUCUGCUGGGUAUUGUGUUGCAUAACAUGUCCUGUGUGUCCAAACGCUUCACUAUUAUUUCCUGCGGAUGAGACCGAUUCAUCAAAUUCACUUGUAAAGGACCAACCAACCAAUAUCGCUCGGAAUCUGUUAUGUGAUUUCAGAUGUGAUUGUGAUUAUGUACAUCACAUAUCUAUGGUGACUAAUAUAUGGUAGAUGAGCCGAAGGGAAUGAAAGUCAAGGACACAAAUCUAUGCGAUUUGUGUUAUUUCCAAAGUGCGAAAGCCCUGAUUCGCUCAUUUGCAGGGAAUUUGUUCAAUUAAUGUGCAGAAAUGUCAUUAAAGAAUCUAGCAGUAUUCACUCCAUGUAUUUGCAUGUUUGUAUGUACCUGAGGGAAAUUAACUUGGUUAGAUCUGUGCGUUAUUGACAGCCUGUAGGCGUUGUGCAGUUUGUAACUGAACACUAAAAUUGAGAAAUGAAUUUACAUGUUGCUAAAUAGCUGCACUGCCUUUAAAUAAUGUUUAUUGCUGUGUUUGAUUGCUGUAUGUUUUAAGGUGUUUCAUUAAAGCAGUUUCUUUAAAAUACAACAAAUCAAAUGUUUCUUA
Molecule: messenger RNA, 1738 nt
Organism: Carassius gibelio (silver crucian carp)
Lineage: Eukaryota; Metazoa; Chordata; Actinopteri; Cypriniformes; Cyprinidae
Product: E3 ubiquitin-protein ligase rnf152
Exons: 3
Coding region: 629-1225 (198 amino acids)
Biological process (GO): apoptotic process; positive regulation of autophagy; negative regulation of TORC1 signaling
Cellular component (GO): lysosome
Molecular function (GO): ubiquitin protein ligase activity
Source: RefSeq, a predicted model, not a curated record